AUGAAAGUUGCAAUCAUUGGCGCUGGAGCAAGCGGCCUAACCUGCAUAAAAUCUUGCAAAGAUGAAGGUUUGGAGCCAGUGUGCUUUGAACAAGAGGAUUCCAUUGGGGGACUGUGGUAUUUUACAGAAGAAGAGCGCCAUAGCUCUGUUUACAGAUCAACUGUAAUCAACACCAGCAAAGAGAUGAUGUGCUUUUCAGAUUUUCCAAUACCUAAGGAGUAUCCUCCGUAUAUGCGCCAUGAUAAAAUCAUACAAUACUUCCAUCUUUACGCUGACGCGUUUGAUCUCUACAAGCACAUUCGAUUCCGUACGAAAGUAGUUGAUCUUAGAAAAACCUUUGAUUUUGAAGAGAGCGGAAAAUGGGAGAUUGUCUUUCAAGAACUCAACGGGAAGUCCGGGAAGGAUUCUGGAGAAGACAAAGUAGAAGUUUAUGAUGCGGUGAUGUUAUGUGUCGGGCAUCAUUCAGAACCUUCGUGGCCAAAUCCUAAGUUUCGGGGCCAGGACGAGUUUGCUGGCAUAAAGAUUCACAGUCAUUCCUACAAGGAUUUUAAACCCUUCGAAAACAAAAAGGUCCUGGUGUUGGGUACGUCAAACAGACAUUCAGAUAGCAUUUAUUUUAGCGAAAUAAAAAAAAUAAGGCCUGGUUUUCGUAAAGGAGAUUGGUCCGGAUUUAUAAAUGUUCUGGAUGUAUAACAAUAAAAUUUUUAGAUUAUUCAAAUCGCUAGGCGUUUAUACUGGCCGGGGGGACACUCAAGGAAAGUUUGGGUAGUGAUGUGCUUACGAGGCCUUCAAACCCUGACCCAAUUAAUGGGGAAGUGCUCUCCCUCCCCUGGCAUUUAAACACAUCGUAAAUUCAAUAAAAUUCAUUCAGAUACAAAGUAUGAACUGUAGAUCUGAGGCCCGUCUCAAAAGUCCCGAUGAUGAAAGGGCCCAUGAAGCUAUUGUUGUUUACGUGCAAGAUAGAAGUUUCAACAGUUUUGCAUCUAACAUGAUAAAACUAUCAGUUAAUAUCAAUUAAUAAAACAAAAUGGAGUGUUUUACUAGCCAGGAUCUGUGCUCUUAUUCUUUUUAUUUUGAUUUGGAUAUUUGAUUUCGGGCCCAAAAAAUUAUCAGGACCUUGGAGAAACGUGCCCCAGGAGUCAAAAUCCCUGGAUAUGCAACCAAACUGGGAUGGUUUUUUUUAAUUUUGGAUUUAUCUCUGUGGGAAAAUGACAAAACAAAUCAGGUACAAAAAUGUUCCAGAUACAUUGUGAAUGCAGAAAAAUCUCCUCCUGUGUAAACGUGGCCUAAAGACCUGUAGCUUGUCGAGUCUUGGCUCUACAGCUCGUGGAGUGACUAGUACUUAUGUAUUUUUUCACAAAUGAAUGUAAGUGCAAAUUGCCUUGUGCAAAAUAUAAUGUAAAUCACCUGAUAAGGCACCCUGUGAGCAAAGACUCCUUUUGAUUCUUGAGUUAGGAGGAGAAAAGGAGGAUCUCCCUGAAUCACAUAAAGCUUUUGAAGUCACAGAAGUCUGAUGUUCUGGACGAGUCAAUGUUGUUCUGAGUGCACACAUCCAUUCAUAAUUUUGAUAAAGCGAUGGUCAUAUUUGAACCCUCUGUACCAAGUGCACAACCAUUAGAUUUGGGUUUGAAACUGUAUCCCAGCAUCAAGCAGCACACACUCAAAAAGAUCAUACUCAAUCUUACUGAAUUUUUAAUUUCUUGCCUACUCUCCAAGUUCCCAUAAGCACAUUAAAAGGGGUAGUUCGCUUUCAAUAGGACACCUGUGUGUAAAAUAGCAUGUUACUUUGUGUAUAUACAGGGUGGCAAAGGGGUUUUCUGUGACGCAUGAUGGGACCCAAAUUAUCAGCAUUAUGCAUAAGCAGGCGCAAAUUAGACACGUGAGGCGUGGUUGGGCAUAGCGUAAUACGUGAUUUACUAUUUUCACAAUGUGUGAUGCGUGAUUUUCCUUUGAAAUUUCCAUGAUGGUUAAUAUCAUUUGAAACUAGAAGCAGAGACAUUAACAACAGAUAAUUAUGACACCAACUUGUUGCACUUUUUUCUCGUUCCUUGACCUCCAGUUUCCUUGGAAUAGAAUACUUGUUAAUGUAGUUAAUGUUUUAUUUUAUUAUAUAAACACCAAUGAAAUACCAGGUGGGCUUUUGCGCGAAAACAUGAUACCUUCACACGUGAAAAUAACAUCUUAUCUUCACAUGUGAAAAGAUCACCGUUGCUAUGGCUGCAUAAUAAAUUGCACCUUUCACAGCCAAAAGCUAUUGAAGUGAAAUGGUUUGGUAUUUCAUUGGUGUUUAUGUAAUAAAAAAUAGAACAUUACAUGUCGCUUGGAGAUACAAAAUUUCUCUUCUCUAGUUGAAAAGUACUAUUCACCACUCAAAGAGAAAUUUAUUUAUCGCUGCACGGCCAUGUAAUAUCCUCUAUUUACUUUUCUGUGGUGCGUGAUAGCUUAAAAAUAAAUCAGCAUGAUGCAUGAUAGGUUUACCCCCCACCCAUUUGCUGCCCUGUAUAUAGCUAACAAUUUUUAUGUGAAUAUUAAUCAAAUAAUUUGAUUGAUAUUCACAGACAGGCCUUUCUAUACAAAUUUAUAUUUUGAGUGUUUGGCAUUUCCACCAGUCAGUCAUUUUUUCCAUCAAAAUGCAUAAAUCAUUCCAGAGGAGAAAGCACAAGCUUAUCAACUGAGAAAUAAACCAGUCAGUUAUCUUGACCAGUGAGAGCUUGUCUUGGGGGUUAACAAAGGGUUGCAUGUCCUGCAUUAUAUAAAUCAUUUUACAUACCAUUGUAAUAUGAUUAAUACACUGUUAUUAUUGUUUUUUGGUGCAGGUAUAGGAAACUCUGGAGGAGACAUUGCUGUGGAACUUAGUCGCCAUUCUUCACAAGUCUUCCUUAGCACUCGCAGGGGUGCAUGGGUGCUUUCCCGCCUUGGGAAAGGUGGUGAGCCCGCAGACCAACAAGCAGGGAGACGAUUUAUAUGGUAUUUACCUAGAAAAUUACUUGGUUACCUUUUUCACAAGGUGGUAAAUGAAAGAUUUGAUCAUGAAGCAUUUGCAUUGCGCCCUCAACAUCCUAUUACUGCUCAGCAUCCUAUGGUUAAUGAUGACCUUCCCCAUCGCAUCAUCACAGGAAGUGUGGUUGUUAAGCCUAACGUGAGCCACUUCACUAAGGCAGGAGUUGUUUUUGAUGACGGUUCUGAAGUGAAUGACUUGGAUGUAGUGAUCUUUUGCACAGGAUACAAGAUAGGAUUCAAGUUUAUAGAUCAUUCCAUUUUGCCGGUAAAUGAUAACAUGGUUGAAUUAUACAAAUAUGUAUUUCCACCAAACCUGGCAAAACCAACUCUUGCUGUUCUUGGUUGCAUUCAGCCCCUCGGAGCUAUUUUUCCUAUAUCAGAGUUGCAAGCACGCUGGGCAACGCAAGUCUUCAUUGGAAAGAAAUCACUCCCCACGAAGGUUGCUAUGAUGGAAAACAUAAAAAAGAAAAAAGAAGAUAUAGCAAAGCGAUACUAUGCUACUAAGCGUCACACCAUACAGGUGAGAUGCCAUAAUAAUUAUAGAACCUCAAAAUUUGUAAGAAGAAAAGUACCCUCAGUAACAUGUUCUAACGUUCUACAAUAUUUAUCAACUCUAAAAAACAUUUUUCACAUCUGAUAUGCUGCCAGUGUUCUUCCAAGGUAUUUUAAGGCUAAGUGGGCCACCUUGCUUAAUUCGCUGGAAAUUAAAACACUGCCACUUGGCUUAGAAACCGAAGAUUUAACUCAACAAAAUGAAGCUUAAGUUGACAUCUAGAACUAGUUAUUUCAAAGAAGAAAUCACCCAAUAUAAAAGUUGAUGACACAUCGUCUGGUGUUUCUAUCAGAGUGUUUUCUCACAAUUAAUUGAUUAUAAAAUAUAAUUUACUGUUGGAUGAAUAUUUUCAAACUUGUGAUGCAUUGGUUUCAAUGAACACAAACGGCAGCCAUCAUAAAGGGCCAUUCAAGAAGCUUAGAUGGAGUACAUAAAUGAAAUUCUUGCAAUCACCUUUUAGGUAGUUCAAAAUCAGGAACUCUGUCAAUCAAAGAUGCAUGGAACAUAAAUGAAAAACUUGUCAAAGCAAACUGAGUUCUUUUUUCUCUGGAAAAAGGACAGAAAAGUGAUGGAAAUCUGGUGGAAGAAAUUCAGAGACGUAUAUUGACACCAGAUCUCCCAAAAUCAAUUAUUCCAAACAGCAAAAAUCAGGUUUUGAUCCAGCAUGAGUUUGUUUCCAAGUUUUUCUUAAUUUUUACUCAGACAAGAGAACAGGCUUCAUACAAACACUGUUGAAAAUCAUAUGAGAAAUACCCUCUAACAUCCUGCACAGACAUAAUUUUUGUAGGGCUUUGUCACAUGUUAAUACCCCCUGUAGGCCUUCCUUAAAUCCUAGUGAGAACAUUGGCUGCUGACCUGGGGGAGAUUGUUCGAAUCUGAUGGGUUUAACUAACCUCAAGUAUGUUAGGCCUAACCAGAGAUUAAAUUUCUUAAGCACAGAUUUGUUAACUUUAGGUUAAACUUGCAUUGUCUGAAGCACAGUUAGUAUUAGAGGGCUGGUUAAUAGUUAACCUUGGGUUUACUGCGACUGACUUGCAGUUUGCAUCCCAUAGUACCUUAUUACAUGACAUUUUGGCAAAACAUUAAUUUAGCAAUUUUGAAAAAUCCUCAAUAUUUAGUGGCCCUUUAACUUAGUGAUUUUUUAAUAAUAUUUUGGAAUGUAAGUGACUUAAUUUUCACGAUUUCACAAACUGAAACUUUGGCGUAUUAAGGUAUUCAAAACUUUUAUGACAACAACAGAACAUUUAUGUGAUGAAAUCAAACAUCAACAGCUUCAUUUUAAUCAAAAUUAUACCACAUUCUGAAACUUAAUUGAACAAAACAAACAAAACUGUAACUACUGUAAUGUCAUAUCUCAGAUUUAAGGUACACAGAGUCAAUUAUACAGGUCAUAAUCAACCACCAAAUAGCAUAUGUGUAUCAAAUUGAUCAGAUCGCAGAAUUUCAUAUUGUGCUCAUUUUAAUUUAGUGACGAUUUAAAUUUAACAACACUUAAUUGUGAAAGGUUUGAACCCAGGAGUCAUUUCAAAAGGUUGAGUUUGAUCGUGCGGGUGAACGUAGUCCUGAAUAGGACUGUUGUUGUUGACAGUGACUGACGUUUCGACAACCUGUGCGGUAGUCAUCUUCAGAGUCAAAGUGAGUUGUAUCACGUCAGUUGAUGGUAUUAUACUCUGGUUAUUGAUCUGAUUGGUCAAUUAUGUCACGAUGUUAUUGGUCGUCUGUCAGUUAAGCCAUGAUGUUAUUGGCUAUGAAGACUCGUAAUCAGUGACUGGUGCGUUUCGAUCCGUCUAUUGUCACAGUUAAACAGUCGACUAUUGUUAGUCAAAUUGUCAGUUCUCCAGUUGUUCUCUCAUAGUUAGUUUUGUUUGAUCUCGUCAAUAAGUCCUUUGUACGGCGCUGGUAACUGUUGGUAACUGUUGGCUACGAUUCAGUGAAUCGUAGCCAACAGUUACCAGCGCCGUACAAACGACUUAUUGACGAGAUCAAGCAAAACUAACUACGAGAGAACAACUCGGUGGGCAAAAAAAUACGCAAACCCAGAAAACAUAUAUAUGUAGCCUCAGAUAUUGCUCUUGACCAAGAAAGUCAAAGAAAAAUUGCCCAUUGCGCUAUAAAAGUAUGUUAACAAACAGUGUGACAAGCCAAAGGAAAAAAGUGUUGUCACAAAUAACACCAAAACCAUGCUGUAGGCCUGGAGAAGAAAGCAGUGGUGAAAGUCUGAGAGAAAAGGCAGAAUCGAUCUUCCUUCUUGUGCACAGUUUAUAUAAUUCACAAACUUUCAAAAAGAAACAAAGAGAACUGGUGGGCUUUAAGGUCUUCAUCUGUAAAAUUUUCAAUGUCUAUCUUGUAUCACUUAGGUUGACUACAUUCCAUACUGUGAUGAAAUAGCCAGUGAGGUUGGUUGUAAACCAGACUUGUGCAGGCUCUUUUUCAGUGACCCAGUCUUGGCCCUAAGGUGCUUUUUUGGACCCUGUACACCAGCACAGUAUCGUCUUAUGGGACCUGGUACAUGGGUGGGUGCAAAAAAGGCCAUUGAAGAUGCUCCUGGAAAUGUGAUUUAUGCAACAAAGACCCGCACUUCACCAACUGAGAAGAAAAUGAAAUCCACAGACUGA
Molecule: messenger RNA, 6168 nt
Organism: Porites evermanni
Lineage: Eukaryota; Metazoa; Cnidaria; Anthozoa; Scleractinia; Poritidae
Source: the annotation of a GenBank genome assembly